UAGAGUCGAUGCAGUGUUGUUUUCACUGCUGAAAGUCAAUAGGGAGACGUGCCAGCAUCGGAUCCAGCAAACGUGCCAAGCUUGCAACGAACCGCUGUUUUAUUUACGGUAUUGCAAAGCUUACAAAGUGCUGGUCACGGUGGUGCCAGUUCGUUGCCUUGCAAAGUUCGGUCUUGCGGUCGGGCUUGUCGCAGUCGGCGACGGCACAAGCCAGUCGGUUGGCCUCCCGUUGUAAACAGCGAUGGAGAAAACUGAAUACAUCGAUGUGCCAGAGUGGGUGAUCAUCCACGAGCUCUAUGAAGGCGAGAACUCGCACGAAGCGUUUGAGCUGGACUUUGACCGUGCCCUCGAAGCCGGACCAGCAUCCAUCAUUGUGGAGCCCCGGCGGCUAGGUGAGGAAACGGCCCGCUGGAUUGCACUCGGAAACUGCCUUCAUCAGACGUCCCUCCUGUCCGGAAUUGGAUCGCUAGCCACGACCCUUCUCCUGUGCCCGCCGUCGCCGACGCCAUCUUCUGCUCACACCCUCUUUGUGAUUGGCGCUCCACUGGCUGGCGUAAGCGCCUUCUGUGCUGCCGUCUACUCGCUGUCGUGGGCAACCGACCCCUGCAUCCACUACCAGGUCGAGAAAGAUCGGGCCGUCCUCGAUCGGCUACCGCUGAGGGAACUGGCUAAUCCGCAGCCACUAGUGCUGGUGCGCAGGGACGAGCGAAAGAAGCGAGCGGCGCACCUCAUCACAACGGGCCUGUCUGUCGGUGUGGUGUUGUGGAGGCUAUACCAAGUGUGGCGCAAUGGGGACUCCGGAGCCCUCCCGGCAUACAGCUAGGGCUCAUGUAUGCACGGGCGUUUAAAAACAAAGUAUCUAGACAUCAACAGACAAGUUACGUGGAGGUGGCAAAGGUGAUAGUUGUGAACGCCAGCUGCUUUAUGCCGCUAGUGAGGACAGAUGCCCUUGCACAUAAUGAAGGGGCAGCAGCUGCCUUGUCAACCUUUUGUUUUGAUAGCUUAAAAAAAAAAAACAUUUUUAUCUUUCCUGACUUAUUUUCAUGCGUAGGGAGUGUGAAGAAAUUAUCGAGGCAUAGUAUCAUUUCAAAUCUAGUUUGUAAAACGCAUGUAAAAUAUUCGUGAAGAAUUGAUGCAAAUAUAAGUGACGAGUGCCUUGUUUGAAAUGCCGUGUGAAGAUCUGUGUUUGAACUGCGAGUUUAGUUCUUUUGUUGUGCUGACUAAUUGUCGCACCUCAGUCAGUGGACAAAGAGUAAGCAGCCUUAUCACGAAUUCCUGUAAGCCUUUGAGGGCUGCACAAUACGGUUAUGCUUAUAGGUAAAGAGGAAACUAUUGUCUCUGACAAUGUGCUGAAAUUUACUCGUACUUAUAUAAACAGGAAUAAGUUACUAUUAUUUCUCGGAAAUUUUUCUUCCAAAGGCAGCUGCGAAUAAAGGAAAGGAAUUGGUACUUAUUGUAUCUUGUUUCGAAGUUUAAUGAAAAACAGAUAGCUUGCCCAUAUGCAUUAAACAGUGUUCUCAUUAAACAUUCACCGUGCCUCCAUGUCUACAUUUUA
Molecule: messenger RNA, 1555 nt
Organism: Rhipicephalus sanguineus (brown dog tick)
Lineage: Eukaryota; Metazoa; Arthropoda; Arachnida; Ixodida; Ixodidae
Gene: Pmi
Product: transmembrane protein 11, mitochondrial
Exons: 3
Coding region: 242-823 (193 amino acids)
Biological process (GO): inner mitochondrial membrane organization
Cellular component (GO): mitochondrial inner membrane
Source: RefSeq, a predicted model, not a curated record